CUUUACUGCCCCGUCUCUUCAUAUCCACUCCCUGUCUCUCUCACGGACCCCAAACCCCCUUCUCUCUUCUACUGCCCUCUCUCGCUAAUCUCUCUCCCAGGCCCCACUCCCCCUUCUUUCCUCUUCCCACUCCCCCGUCUUUCUCCCAAUCGCACUUCGUUCUCUGCAUUGCAGGGGCAAAUCUAGCUACAACAACACCACCAUCAGUACGGCCACCAAAUCCGAGGCAGGGGGUGCCCCCAGCCCCCAAACCGCCCAGCCAGACCAUGCCCACUCCAACACACCCUCUGCACCUCCCUUACCUGGAACUGCCUCGCCUGCCCUCAAGACAGAACAGAGAUUUCCUGAGACAGGAAAUGCCACCUCAGCCACCAAGGCGCCUCAUGACAGACCUUCUCCCUCCAUCCCCCAUAGGAUGAAGGCCAGGGCCCCCGGCGCUUUUGCUCUCUCGCCCCCUCCCGCCCGGGGGACCUGAGGCCACAUAUACCUGUUGUAGUGCACUGGGGAAAGGGAAACACGCAGAGGUGGAUGGCUCUUGUCGAUACAGGUGCCCAGCACACCAUCCUCCCAGGCAAUCCCGCCGCAUAGCGCGCUACAGCCCCUUCGAGCGCCAGCUACUCGCCCGUUACCUGGCGUUCAUCGACACAGAACACCAAACAGGCACCGACCCUGUUGUCCUCCGCCCCCACCUCCCCAUAAUGCGAUGGGUCACGUCCCCUGAUUCCUCCCACAAAGAGGGCCGUUCUCCAUUGUCAAGUGGAAGCUACAUUGCGGAGCGGGCUGAACCCGGUCCUGAAGGGGUCAGCCGCCUCCAUGAACAAGUCAUGGCUUUCCCCCAGUCCCAGAACACUGCCCCGGACAUCCCCAAGGUACAACCCUCCUCAGCGUGUUGGGGUCAACCCUUCGAUUCCCUCCAUCCCGACGACAAACUGCACGCCUGGUUCACAGACGGCUCCAGCCGCUGGAAAGGGGGAGACCAUUGUGGACAGCGGCAGCACUUCAUCCUGCCACGGGCAAAAUUUACCACAGAGAUGGAGGGGGGUUCCAGUCAACUUGCCGUGCUGGCAGCAGUAGCCCUCCCCCUCCAAAACACCACCGGACCAAUCCACAUCUACACUGACUCCUGGGCUAAUGGCAUUGCGGUGUGGAUGGGCACCGGAUGCAUUCCGGCCCUCACCCCAUCUUCCCGUCACCACAACAGGGACCGUGUUCCCCUCGACCUCACCUACCACCCCACCAGCCUCCGGAUCCAGCAUGUUAUCCUCCGCAAACUCCGCCACCGACAACAGGACCCCAUCACUAAGCACAUCUUUCACCUCCGCUCCGUCCACCGCAACAGACAGGAUCUCCCAGUUGCCACCCACUUCAACUCUGCUUCCCAUUCCCAUUCGGAUAUGUCCAUACAUGGCCUCCUCUACUGCCAUGAUGAGGCUAAACCCAGGUUAGAGGAGCAACACCUCAUAUACCGUCUGGGUAGUCUCCAGCCCUUUGGUCUGAACAUUGAAUUCUCACAUUCACGUUGUACCUAAUAGCCUCUAUCACAUCCGCCUCCACCACCACACGAUAUUCACUCCAGACUCCCACCAUGAUGGGAAUGAAAAACAAAACUUGAAACGCAAAUCUCCUUUAACCAUUCUGAGUCAGGUUUUUAACAUCAUUGUUUUUUCUAAUUGUUUUUUUUUCGACAGCAGCUAUGCAGAGAAAAUAUACAAAAUUACACAAAAUUACAAAAUACUUCAAUAGUGCAAAAAGGUCCAAUGAGGAUGUGUUCCCCCUUUCCCCUGAAGUGCAUGCCCACUGGCAAUGGACAUUUCCUCCUUAGAGAAAAAAUCCCAGCUGUCCACUCUGUCUGUGUCUCUCACAUUCCUGUAAACGUCUGUCAGACCUCCCUCAGCCUCUGCCACUCCGGAGAAAAUUCCCCGAGAUUGUCCGGUCUCACUUUAUCCAGGCAGCAUCCUGUUAAGCGUCUUUCACUCACCAACCAAAACCUCUUCAUUAUUCCUGCAUUCGAAUGCAAUUCUCCAGAUCUGGUUAAACUAGAGAUUUAUACAACUGCAACAUAACUGCCUGACAAUGGAACCACUAUCUGGGAGUUAUGAACUCGGAUUCCAAGAUCCCCCUGUAGAUCAACACAGUCCAAUCUCACCCCAUGAAUAUAACAGCAAAGAGAUAAUGCUGAGGCUUUAUAAGACACGAGUCAGGCCACACUUGGAGUACUGUCAACAGUGUUGGGCCCCACAUCUCAGACAGGAUGUGUUGUCAUUGGAGAGAGUCCAGAGGAGGUUCAGAAGGAUUAUUUCGGGAAUGAAGGGGUUAAAAUGAGGAGCACUUGGCAGCUUUGACCCUGUGCUCACUGGAGCUCAGAAAAAUGCGGGGCAUCUCAUUGAAACCUACCGAAUGUUGAAAGGACUGGAUAAGGUGGAUGUGGAGAAGGUAUUUCCUAUGGUGGGGCACAGCCACAAAGUUGAGGGGCCACCUUUUCAAACAGAGGUAAGCAGGAUUUUUUUUUAUUAGCCAAGGUGUUUUGGAUCUGUGGAAUGCUCUGCGACAGACUGCGGUGGAGGCCGAGUGUGUGGGUAUAUUCAAGGCGGAAGUUGAUCGUUUCCUGAUCGGUCAGGGCAUCAAUGGAUAUGGCGGGAGGUCAGAUAUCUGGAAUUGAGUGCGAUCUGGGAUCUGCCAUGAUGGAAAGGUGGCUGACUCAAUGGGCUGAAUGGCCUAAUUCUGUUCCUAUGCCUUAUGGCCUUAUGAACACAAGCCCCCUCAAUCAUGAUGAAUCUCCUCUGCACUCUUCCAGCACAAAACAUCCUUUGUACAGAAUGCUAAGCGGAACUGAAUGUAACUUUUCAAGAACGUUGUCAAGUCAGGCAGCAUCUGUUGAGGGGAAUAGCAACUGAUGGUUGGGACAGAAACCCUCAAUUACGGCACUAACACAGGCGCUUCGGCCCAACCUUUCCAUACCGUCCUACAGUUCAUUUAAACUAAUCCCUCUGCCUGUCUUUGACACAGAACACAGAAAUCUACAGCACAUUACAGGCUCUUCAGCCCACAAUGUUGAACCAACCAUGUAACCUACUCCAGAGACUGCCUAGCAUUUCUUGAUCGUAUAUCCCUCUAUGUUUCUAAGCCCCAUGAACCUAUCUAAGAGUCUCUUAAAAUAUCCUAUUGUAUCCACCUCCACCAUCGCUGCCAGCAGCCCAUUCCAUGCACCCACCAUCUCUCUGUAAGAAACUUACCCCUGACAUUCCCUCGGUACCAACUUCCAAGCAGCCUAAAACUACGUCCCCUUGUGUAAGUCACUUCAAGCCUGGGAAAAUGCCUCCGGCUAUCCACAUGGUCAAAGCCUCUCAUCAUCACCUAUAUCAGGUCACCUCUGAUCCUCCGUCGCUCCAAGAAGGAAAGUCCAAAUUCACUCAAUCUAUUAUCAUAAGGCUGCUCUCCAAUCCACGAGCAACAUCCUUGUAAAUCUACUCUACACUCUCUAUAGUAUCCACAUCCUUCCUGUAGUGAGGCCACCAGAACUGAACACAGGACUCCCAAGUGGGGUCCAACUAAGUCCACAGCCCUGCCGUGUUGGGGUACAAUUACUUAUGUACAGGUUCGGAGAAAUAUAGCUUCAACAUCACCUCACAGCUGUUGAACUCAAUCCCACCGUUGAUGAAGGCCAUCACACCAGACGCCUUCCUAACAACACUGCCAACCUCCACAGCAGCUUUGCACGGACAUGGACCCCAAGAUCUCUCUGACCCUCCACACUGCCAGGA
This is a messenger RNA of Hypanus sabinus (Atlantic stingray), 3761 nucleotides long. RefSeq lists its product as uncharacterized. The transcript is spliced from 2 exons. NCBI's taxonomy places the organism in Eukaryota, Metazoa, Chordata, Chondrichthyes, Myliobatiformes, Dasyatidae. The record is from RefSeq and is a predicted model, not a curated record. The coding region runs from base 699 to 1529 and encodes 276 amino acids. Gene Ontology annotation, molecular function: nucleic acid binding.